Plenodomus lingam JN3 is the source of this 246-nucleotide messenger RNA. RefSeq lists its product as uncharacterized. The record is from RefSeq and is a predicted model, not a curated record. NCBI's taxonomy places the organism in Eukaryota, Fungi, Ascomycota, Dothideomycetes, Pleosporales, Leptosphaeriaceae. Gene Ontology annotation, cellular component: mitochondrion.
AUGCAUCCCCAUCUCCACACCGAGGAAGUCCAAAAGAGCUGCGCAGAAGUUGUAGCCGCACUCGACGAAUGCCACGCCCGCGGCUUCCUAUGGAAAGUAGCGGGGAAUUGCACGGAUGCGAAAUACAAGGUCAACAUGUGUUUGCGCGGAUUGCGGCUCGAGCGGACGAAGCAGAAUCGCGAGCAGGCCAAGGAGAAGAGGGAGAAGAUUAAGCAGGUUUGGGCUGAGCUGGAUGCGAAUAAAUGA